Dipodomys ordii (Ord's kangaroo rat) is the source of this 1649-nucleotide messenger RNA. It is a transcript of the gene Rab11b, whose product is annotated as RAB11B, member RAS oncogene family. Gene Ontology annotation, biological process: constitutive secretory pathway; regulated exocytosis. Lineage: Eukaryota; Metazoa; Chordata; Mammalia; Rodentia; Heteromyidae. Gene Ontology annotation, molecular function: GTPase activity; GTP binding. The record is from RefSeq and is a predicted model, not a curated record. The transcript has 5 exons. Gene Ontology annotation, cellular component: recycling endosome. The coding region runs from base 94 to 750 and encodes 218 amino acids.
UAGACCGCCGCUCUACACGGCGCCGGCGCCGCCCCCGUCGGGUGUUUGUGGUGGGGCUGCGGAGUCGCCGAUCCCGCCGGAAGCGCCAGGACAAUGGGGACCCGGGACGAUGAGUACGACUACCUAUUCAAAGUGGUGCUCAUCGGGGACUCGGGUGUGGGCAAGAGCAACCUGCUGUCCCGCUUCACCCGCAACGAGUUCAACCUGGAGAGCAAGAGCACCAUAGGCGUGGAGUUCGCCACACGCAGCAUCCAAGUGGACGGCAAGACCAUCAAGGCACAGAUCUGGGACACAGCCGGCCAGGAGCGCUACCGGGCCAUCACCUCCGCGUACUAUCGUGGUGCAGUGGGUGCCCUACUGGUGUACGACAUUGCCAAGCACCUGACCUAUGAGAACGUGGAGCGCUGGCUGAAGGAGCUGCGUGACCAUGCCGACAGCAACAUUGUCAUCAUGUUGGUGGGCAACAAGAGCGACCUGCGCCACCUGCGGGCUGUGCCCACCGACGAGGCCCGCGCCUUUGCAGAAAAGAACAACUUGUCCUUCAUUGAGACCUCAGCUUUGGAUUCUACCAACGUAGAAGAAGCAUUCAAGAACAUUCUUACAGAGAUCUACCGCAUUGUGUCACAGAAGCAAAUCGCAGACCGCGCAGCCCACGACGAAUCCCCCGGCAACAACGUGGUAGACAUCAGCGUGCCGCCCACCACCGACGGCCAGAGACCCAACAGGCUGCAGUGCUGCCAGAACCUGUGACCACCCAGCACCUCUGCCCAGCGUGCGUGCGUGCGUGCUCUCGCCCUGGCCCACCUCCCUGUCCUCCCCGCCCUUGCCCCUGCGCUCCGGGACUGGCUCGCUCUCACCUUCCAAGUGAGCUCCUUAUGCCAGCCAGCCUAGCCCAGGAAGAGCAGGGGUCCUGCCUGAAGGGAGAAGCUAGCAGCUCCUGCUUGUGCACCUGGUCUCACAGGGUGCCGGUGAGCAUCUUGGUGAGCGGGGAGGUUUGGCUGGAUGGACCGGGCGGGCCACAGGCAAGGAGGAUGAGAGGAUGGAGCCGGCUUCUCCUGUUUUCCACGCCGCACUCAAGGGAAUGGCACCUCCUUCCUUCUCUGGCCAGCAGGCCCUGCAUCCCUACCCAGACCCUCUUCCAGGCAGCCUGAAGAGCCAGGCAGCAGGGGCUGGGCAGGCAGACACUCUGGGCUCUGCAUCCCGCACGCACAGCCAGCGCCAGCACGGCCUCCAGCGCUCUGGCCUGCACCACUCUGCUCCCGCCUGUCUGUAGAUUUUAUGCUGAGAGAGACCCUCCUCUUCCUCCUCCUCUUCCUCCUCCUCUUCCUCCCCCUCUUCCUCCCCUUCCUUGUCUCCCUCUCCUUCCCCUCCUCAUCCUCUGCACGCAGCGCUCUCCUCUGACCCCCUUUUCCCCCAAUCUCUGUCUCGUCUCCCUCUAUGGUCAGGAACCUGUUGGCAAGUGAAGCAAUAUCUCCGUGUUUUGUAUAUACAACUGCUCUUGUAGCCUUUGGUUUUUGUUAUUGUAGAGAAACACAGAUUCUUUAUACACUUUGUAAGAUUUACGCCAAACCCCAGCUCUCGAUCUCUUAUUCUCCCUGUGGCCCCUGCACUGUUGCCCAUUACUAAAAUGUAUGAGCCGACUUCCUGUA